AUGGCGGUCACCAUUGUUGAGACGGUCAAGGCCGCCACUAAUGCAAGCUAUGGAACAGCCAGCAAUGUGACCGGAAUCAACGCUACCAACGGCACCGGCGGCAUCGACGGCACCGACGGUGUACCAAAUGGCGACGACAGCCUUUUACGGGACAAGGCUGCCGGCCUCAACCCUCGCUUCUCGCUGCCCGAUUCCACACCGCGGUCCAGCAAGACCUCCUUGGUGAUUGGUGGCGUCCGCAUCUACGUCUACGGACUCGACAACCUGUCAUCGUCGCCGCCAGCAGACACCUCACGUGCAGCGACGGCCACCGACGUCGCCGUCCUCUACCUCGCGCACAACCGAACCCGCACCUACCGCGUCACCGAGGGCAUCGCCCACGAGCUGCUCCACCGCUACCGCACCGAUCCGCGGCCGAAGACGAUGGGCCUCAUCGCCGUCACCAUGGACAUGCGCAACCACGGCGAGCGCGAGAUCUGUCCGGCCGCCAACCGGACGUGGGCCGCAGGCAACGAGCGCCACGCCAUGGACUUGCUGUCGCUGAUUGACGGCGGCGUCCAAGACUUUCGGCUGGUCAUGGACUACCUGCCCGUGUACCUCCCCCAGUUUCAGCGGCUGCACAAUGUCAUGGCCGGCGUCUCGCUGGGGGCCCACACGGCGUGGCGGCUGGCGGCACAGGCCCCACCGGGGCAGGUGGCCGGGUAUGCCAUGGUGGUCGGGUGUCCGAAUCUGACGUCGCUGCUCGUGGGGCGGCUGACGGACGGCAAGGUCGCGGACGCGGCGGGGGACGCGUAUGACGAUCUAGACGGACGGCAACAAGCCCGCUGGCCGCGCGCGCUGGCCGCAUUGGUAGCCCGGCAAGACCAGCAGAUUGCCCAGGCCUUUCCUGCCGAGACACCCGUUCUGCUCUGCAACGGCGCCGACGACGGGCUAGUGCCAGCCAAGUACACCGCCGCGUGGGCAAGAGACCGCGGCGUGGCCCCGACAAGCGACGUGGUGCGGCCGCCGUACGUACCUAGAAAUGCCGAUCCCAAGCCACCUCUCAUUGACCUGCUCGUCCAAGAAAAUACAGGGCAUAGCUGCACAAAGGAAAUGGUGGCACGGAUGGCUGUUUGGCUGGGUGAUUUGUUUGUGGCGCCAUAG
Sporothrix schenckii 1099-18 is the source of this 1143-nucleotide messenger RNA. RefSeq lists its product as uncharacterized. The transcript has a single exon. The coding region runs from base 1 to 1143 and encodes 380 amino acids. Lineage: Eukaryota; Fungi; Ascomycota; Sordariomycetes; Ophiostomatales; Ophiostomataceae. The record is from RefSeq and is a predicted model, not a curated record.